ACUGCUGAUGACUGUAUGAACGCCGAGUGAAACCUUUUAAUUUAAUUGCUACAUGGAUUAAUCAAUCGUAAUUGUUUUUUUCUUUUUUUUUGCCUUGCUGUCACUUUUGAAGUCAAAGAAGACGGAUUGGACCAAAUGUUACGCAUUUGAUUUGUUUUAUUGGCAACUUUCAUUGAUUUAAUGUUUCUGAAGGAGUUGAAAUGAGCUGUCAAACUAUUAAUAUAUAAUUUAUGUCAGCUCUUUUAAAAUACAGAGCCAAACUGACUGGAAAAAAGUGGUAUAGCCUGGUGCUUUCUUUUUUUUAACUGGCACUGAUCAGCAAGUCACAUGCGCUUAGAGGGUCAGGUCACUUUAUUUUUGUGCCAGUCGACAUUUGGUUGCGAAAUUAAACAUUUUUAUCAAACAUGAGAAAGUCUUUUUUCACACGAACAAAGGUAUUUCCUUGGAUAACUAAUGCCACGCUAUACGGAUGUUUGUUUGCGGGUGGUGAUUUUGCGCAUCAGUGUCUUGCGCAGAAAGAUGAGAUUGACUGGAGGCACACGAGAAACGUGGCGCUCGUGGCCCUCAGUUUCCAAGGUAACUUCAAUUACUUUUGGUUAAGGGCCUUGGAGCGUCGUUUCCCUGGAAGAUCGGCUGGUAUGAUUUUCCGCAAACUGCUUUUGGAUCAAACUUUUGCAUCACCGAUGGCGACCAGUGUCUUCUACACAGGUGUGAGUUUCUUAGAAGGCAAGGAGGACAUAUUUGCAGAUUGGCGAGAAAAGUUUUUUAACACAUAUAAGACCGGAUUAAUGUACUGGCCAUUCAUGCAGUUUCUGAAUUUUGUUCUGAUGCCUCUAUAUUUGAGAACAGCAUUUAUGGGCUGUUCAGCAUUCUUGUGGGCCACAUUCUUAUGUUUCUCACAUCAAAGUGGAGAUGGGACAGCAGCGUUGGCAUUAGCCUGCGUCAUGGCACCCAAAAAAUCACUUCUAGCUCGAAAUAAUGGUGAAGAAAAAUAGUGAUACAGUAGCGCACAAUAAAUGCUGUGCCUUUGCAGAUUGGCUGUUCUGUUUUACACUAGUGUAUUAAGGUUAUGAUCUGUAUAUAAACCUUAUCAGGUAUCUUUGAAU
This is a messenger RNA of Paramisgurnus dabryanus, 1106 nucleotides long. It is a transcript of the gene mpv17l, whose product is annotated as MPV17 mitochondrial membrane protein like. Lineage: Eukaryota; Metazoa; Chordata; Actinopteri; Cypriniformes; Cobitidae. The record is from RefSeq and is a predicted model, not a curated record. Gene Ontology annotation, biological process: mitochondrial ribosome assembly. Gene Ontology annotation, cellular component: cytoplasm; membrane; mitochondrion.